Pelodiscus sinensis (Chinese soft-shelled turtle) is the source of this 2030-nucleotide messenger RNA. The record is from RefSeq and is a predicted model, not a curated record. NCBI's taxonomy places the organism in Eukaryota, Metazoa, Chordata, Testudines, Trionychidae.
CAUUUGGAACUUAACUGUGUGUGUGUCACUUUCUGGAUCAAGCAUUCUGCAUGGUGACGGGGUGGCUGUUGCCAGGGCAGGAAUCAGGUUGGGGAGGGGAAUCGGGGGGGUGAAAGGGAGUAACCCCCCAUCUGAAACCUUCCCCAUCGCCUUUCUCACCCUGACAGGCCGCAGAAUACGAUCCUCGUUUGCUCCAGUUCGACCUGUGGCCUGCGGAGCCAGGGACAGGAGAUGGCCGUGGCGGAGCCGGUGAGCUUCGAGGAGGUGGCUGUGUAUUUCUCUGAGGAGGAAUGGGCCUUACUGGACCCGGGCCAGAGAGCCCUCUACAGGGACGUGAUGCGGGAGAAUUACGAGGCUGUGAGCUGGCUGGGCGUCUCGGCUUCCAAAGCGGACGUGCUCUCCCGGCUGGCGCGAGGAGAGCGGCUCUGCGUUCCCGAUCUCCGGGGCUGGGAGGAACGGGAGCGUCCGAGAGACCCCCGCGCAGGUGAUGGGUCCGGGCGUCAAGACGAGGAGGAGAAUUCCCAGCAAGAAUGUUCCGAGCGGGUGGACCCCCAAGAGGUGGGGUCUGGACGAGGUGAUGGAGAAGGUUCCCCGAAUCCCGAGGCGGAAGUCGCCUGUGAAAUUCAGCACAGACCAGAAAGGAGGCGGGGGAACCACUCGGGGAAGAGACCCGGCCAAUCCGCACGCAGGAACAGAGGUGUCAAGAAAAUCAGAGCAAGUCUCCAGCAGGGAGGAGGACGCUACUCCGCCGGGAAAGGCUUGGGUCAAAGCUCAGCCCUCGUUCUGCGUCAGAGAAUCCACGCGGGGGAGAAACCCUACAAAUGCAACGAAUGCGGGAAAAGCUUCGGCGUCAGCUCCAAGUUUCUCCUGCACCAGAGGACCCACACGGGCGAGAGGCCCUACGACUGUCCCGUGUGCGGGAAAAGUUUCAGCGUGAGCUCCAACCUGAUCCAACACCAGCGAAUCCACACAGGGGAGAAACCGUACACCUGUCCCGACUGCGGGAAAAGCUUCAAUCAGAGCUCCAACCUCCUGUCCCAUCAGCGGAUCCACACGGGGGAGAAACCCUUCGCCUGUCCCAAGUGUGGGAAAAACUUCAGUCGCAGGUCCACCCUUCUGUCUCAUCAGAGGACCCACACCCAAGAGAAACCAUACAUCUGCCCCGAGUGUGGGAAAACCUUCGGCCACAGCGCCCACCUCACCAGCCACCAGCGAACGCACACGGGGGAGAAACCCUACAAGUGCAGCGAGUGCGGGAAGAGUUUCAGCCAGAGUUCCAACUUGUACACGCACCAGAGGAUCCACGUGGGCGAGAGACUCUAUCCCUGCCCCGACUGCGGAGAAAGCUUCCGCCUGAAGUCCACCCUCGUGACGCACAAGAGGACCCACAUGGCCGAGAAGCCCUUUAAGUGCCCCGAAUGCGGGAAACGUUUCAACGUCGUCACGGCCCUGAAGAGACACCAGCGAAUCCACAGCGGGGAGAGACCCUACAAGUGCCGGGACUGUGGGAAAAGUUUCUGUAGCCGCUCCGCCCUCUGCAACCACCAGAGCACCCACCUGGAGGAGAGGCCGUACCGCUGCGGCGAGUGCAGGAAGAGUUUCAGCCAGAGCUCCAACCUAAUUCAGCACCAGCGAAUCCACACGGGCGAGAGGCCCUACAACUGCCCCGAGUGUGGGAAAAGCUUCAGUCGGAAAUCCACCCUUCUGAAGCACCAGAGAACCCACGUGGCGGGCAGAGACGUGGCCGCGACCUAAACGGAGGAAAGACUCCUCGGAAAGCAAAUGGGGAGACCCCCUUGGAGUGGGCCGUGGGCAGAAGACCUUCAUUAAAGUCCUGUGAAAAGGCGUAGGCCAGUCAGGCGUGUCCUUGUACAGGAGGACCUGCCGUCGCUAUUAAAGGAGAGAGUGAUUCGGCAACAAAAUGGCAAAUGAAAUUUAAUGUGGAUAAGUGUAAAAUAAUGCACAUCGGGAAAAAUAACCCCAGCUAUACGUACAUGAUGGGGGCUAAUUUGGCUACGACAAAUCAGGAA